Linnemannia hyalina is the source of this 663-nucleotide messenger RNA. The record is from the annotation of a GenBank genome assembly. Lineage: Eukaryota; Fungi; Mortierellomycota; Mortierellomycetes; Mortierellales; Mortierellaceae.
AUGUGUAGACUUUACGCGGCUGGAGUGUCUUCGGUCUUUGGAGUCACUGGAGCUAUGGGACUCGGGCCAGGCGUUUCUGGAGGCGAUUGGUACAAAGAGCCUUCUGAGAUCCAAGCAGGAUCGGAGCACCCUACACAACCACCGACACCGCUAAUAGCAACAGCUGAAACAGCAACAACAACAACGGUUGCACCGCCAACACCACAGACAGCAGAACUUCCGGUCUUUCUGGACACCAUUCGAAUACUGCGAUUGGAGGCCUACAUCUCGAGAUGGCCCACAGACCUCACGACAAACCACACAUCGAUCUUGGGUGACUUCCUUAAGAGGAUGCCUUAUCUCGAGCACCUUUCGUUCCAACGAGGUCUGUUGCCCGAUUUGUCUGUCUUUGACGGUCUGGCGAGAAACCAACCUCCUCUGCGGUACCUCCGCAUUGCUGUUGCUGCCAGUACCGGACCUUUGACACCCGAGAUGGUCUCGACCCAGAUUUUUGACUGUUAUGAACCGGGCUUGGAGGAUGUGGAUAUCAGUUUGCAGGGUCCUCAAGAUGUCAUGGAGCAACCGUGGGUCAAGAAGCUGGUUCAAUGGUUUGAUGGCCAGAAUAAUCGUCGCCGCGAGCAGUGCCUGACGGAUUUCGCUCUUUCUCAAUGCAGUUGGGGCUGA